This is a messenger RNA of Dacryopinax primogenitus, 660 nucleotides long. RefSeq lists its product as uncharacterized. NCBI's taxonomy places the organism in Eukaryota, Fungi, Basidiomycota, Dacrymycetes, Dacrymycetales, Dacrymycetaceae. The record is from RefSeq and is a predicted model, not a curated record. The transcript has 5 exons. Bases 1 to 660 code for a protein of 219 amino acids.
AUGGCACAGGUGUUUGGCUGUACAGUUCCUAGGUCGGACGCCACUGAAAGCGGUCAAGGCAAGAGUAUGGUAGACGCAUGCCUCGCAAAUCAUGUGCCAUUAUUCAUCUGGUCGUCCCUGCCGAGUUCUGCAGAUCUUGCCGUGGGGGGAGGCAACUUCCAGCUCCUUGACCAGAAGAGCGAGGUCAAUACAUACCUGAAAGUCAGCGGGCAACCCGCGGUGACGCUCUUCACGGGAGCCUUUACAGAAAAUCUCUUCAGCCAACGUCAGAUCGUAUAUAACGCUCCAGGAAGGUGGGAGAUUCGAUACCUGAUUGCUCCGGGACAUAUGAGGCAGCCAUUCUCGUACAUCAGGAAGGACAUGGGAGCUGUUGCGGUGGUGAUUAUCCGCCAUUGGUCUGACGCCCGAUGGCAAGAGAAGCUGACAGAGAAGCCAAUUCCGACAUGUUCUUACAAGAUAACUGGCGAUGACUUGGCCAAGACUAUCUCGGAGAUCACGGGUAGUACGGUCACUCUGCCAGUUGGGAAAAUAACCAAGAUGUGGACGAUGGCCGUCAAGUACUGGAACUACGAUGAUUCGAUUCCGCCUAAGAUCCUCGUUGAUCUUGGAGUAAGGUUUCAUUCCUUCGAGGAUUUCGUCCGGGAGGCGCGCCGUUCAUGA